This is a messenger RNA of Ambispora gerdemannii, 366 nucleotides long. NCBI's taxonomy places the organism in Eukaryota, Fungi, Glomeromycota, Glomeromycetes, Archaeosporales, Ambisporaceae. The record is from the annotation of a GenBank genome assembly.
AUGUGCAAACACAUAUUAAACGCACAGGUCUCCAUUCGAGCAGCUUGUUGUAAACGAUGGUUCGACUGUGCUGAGUGUCACACCGAGGUAGCCGAUCAUCCGGUUCGCAAGUCCUCGGAAAUGGUAUUCGCGUGCAAGAAAUGCAAAAAAGUUUUUCGUAAAGAUAUGGAGAAUUACGAAGAGAACGAUGAGUAUUGUCCGCACUGUGAUAACCAUUAUGUGCUUGAGGCAAAGACGCCGCAGAUGAGUCUUGGAGUUGAGGGUGAAGACCCGAGAUUGGAUAACAGAAUGCUUAAAGACGAGCGAAUAAAACUGGACCCGCAAAAAAGUAUUUUCUUUCCGGAUUUCACGGAACGAAUGGGAUAA